This is a messenger RNA of Triticum aestivum (bread wheat), 3603 nucleotides long. RefSeq lists its product as uncharacterized. Gene Ontology annotation, molecular function: DNA binding; transposase activity. The coding region runs from base 233 to 2125 and encodes 630 amino acids. The transcript has 6 exons. NCBI's taxonomy places the organism in Eukaryota, Viridiplantae, Streptophyta, Magnoliopsida, Poales, Poaceae. Gene Ontology annotation, biological process: DNA transposition. The record is from RefSeq and is a predicted model, not a curated record.
UUCGCUCACAGUCCCCACCGUUACGUAUCCCUCUCCUUUCCUCUCCCUCGGUCUCGACCAGUCCAAGGCGGUGGCGGAGGUGGUGCGGCACGGCACGGCGGCCGGCGACGGAGGCGAUGGAUGGCCCGCGUCGUCGACGUCCAGGCGAGGCAGUUCCUUCCUAUGGGCAAUUUGAUGGACUGUUUUCAGUUGAGAUACAUCACAAAGGUUUUUUUGUGGAAGUGAUAGCAACAUGACCUACAUGGAUCAUGAAGUGGACUGGUUUGAUAGCUGCGACAGUGAUACUUGGUCAGUUCUAUGGAUUGAUGAUUUUCUUCUCCAAUUGGGCUAUGACAGAGCAAUGUCCAAGAUAGAUGUGUAUUGGAGCAAACCUGGAAAGUCUUUGUGUGAUGGCCUUCAGUUGAUUGCAUGUGAUGCAGACAUUGUCCUUAUGAUUGCUGCAAUAGUAGAUCACAAGAACUUGGUCUUGCUUGUAGACCAUGGUGACACCCUGGAGUCACUAACUGCUGAUGAUGUGUUGGUAGAGGGGAUGCUUGAGCUGCCAAGGGUUAUUACUCCAGUUAAGUCAGCAAAGGGAAAAGAAAAUGUGGACAACUUUGAGAAACCAGAAAUUGCAACAGAGAUGAGAUGUAACUACAAGAAAGCAAAGAGAUUCAUGUCAUUUGGUGAGGGCUGUAGCUCUAGGGUUCCAGAUCGAGAAUUUGAGGAAGAAGAUGGCAAUUGUGACAGUGAUGAUAGUGGUGCUGAAGAUGCAGGUGACAGUAGUGAAGAACAUGUAGAUGCAGAAGUUGAAACUGAUGAGGAUUUCUAUGAGAGUGAUUACGAAGUAGCACAAGGUGAUGAUGAUCUGUUUGAGAGCUAUGUAGACAAAGAUGUUGAUGACCAUAGACAGAAGGAGAUUGUGCCUGACUUUGAAGGAGAACUUCCUGAAGAUGCCCUAGAUGACAGUCAUCUAAACCUAUCAAAAGAAGAAGGAGACAAGCUUAGAUACAAAUUCAACACAUUCAAUCCGUCCACUGACCUUAAAGCACCAACUUUUAGAGUUGGCAUGCUUUUUGCUGAUAUGAAAGAGCUAAGGCUUGCUGUGGUUGCAUACAGUGUAAGAAACAGAGUAAAGGUUAAGAAGAUAAGGAAUACGGCCACCAAAUUUGAGGCAGUAUGCAAGCCUGGAUGUACUUGGUACUUGAAGGCAGGCAAAGAUAACAGGAGUACUAGCAUUCAGAUAAAGAAAUACCUUGACAAUCACACAUGCACCAAGGCUUGGGAUCUAAAAGCUUUGACUGCACCAUUCCUGACUGCACAAUUCAGAGAAGAAUUCAGAGACAAUGAGAAGAUGCCUUUGAGAAAGUUUUCAGAUAAAGUGGAGCAGGAAUUCAACAUGGUUGCAAAGAGAAGUAAGCUGGGAAGAGCAAGAAGAGCAGCAGUUAAACAAAUUAGAGGUGAAGAUGAUGACCAAUACAAUAUGUUGUGGGACUAUGGCCAAGAGCUUAGGAGGACUAACCCAGGAAGCAAGUUCUUCCUGUGCACUAAGGAGGUUUUUGAUGAUAAAACUAAAGAAACAAAAGACCACUUCUCAACACUGUACUGGUCAUAUAAUGCAUGUAAGAGAGGGUACCUUAAGGCUUGCAGACCAAUAAUUUUUCUCGAUGGGUGCCACAUAAAAACUAGAUACAAAGGGAACUUACUUACAUCAGUUGGUGUUGAUCCCAAUGAUUGUAUUUUCCCCAUAGCAUUUGGGCUAUGUGAAGUUGAGUCAACAUAUAGUUGGGAGUGGUUCUUAGCCACUUUAAAGGAUGACUUGAAUAUAAGCAACUCUUCUCCAUAUACAAUAAUGAGCGACAAGCAAAAGGGUUUAAUAGCAGCAGUGCAAAAAGUUUUCCCUUAUGCUGAACACAGACACUGUGUUAGGCACAUCUACCAGAACUUUCAUAAAAUACACAAGGGAGACCAACUCAAGAAUGAUCUAUGGGCAAUAGCAAGAUCUACACAUGAAAUUGCUUAUAGUAAGAACAUGGAGCAGAUGAAGGAACACAGCCUUGCUGCAUACAAGUGGGUGGAGAAGUUGGCACCUAAAACAUGGAUCAAAUCAUUUUUUCCCCUUUCUGCAAAUGUGACAUCCUUCUAAACAACAUGAGUGAAGUUUUCUACAGUUAUAUUCUGGAUGGAAGAGAUCUGCCAAUAAAGUCCAUGUUGGACUAUAUUUUCCACAAGCUAGCUAACAGGAUAGUUGGGAAGCAGGGAGAAGCUGAGAAGUGGACUGGUAGACUAUGCCCCAAAAUUCAGAAGAAAUUAGACAAAUAUGUUGAGUGGGCAAAGAACUGCAGGGUAAAAGAAUAUGGCAAAGGUGUAUUUCAGGUUAUGUCUCUAAACAACACAUAUGUUGUGGAUCUCAACAUGAAUAGCUCUGAAUGUAAGAGAUGGGAGCUAUCUGCCAUACCUUGCCAUCAUGCUAUUGCAUGUUUCAGGCACGAGAGGAUUGAACCAGAGAGCAUGGUUCAUGAGUGCUAUACAGUGGAAAACUACAAGGAUUGCUAUGGAUGGAACCUGAUGCCUAUGAGUGACAUGAAGAAGUGGGAAAAGAUGCUUGGUAUCCCUGUCUUCCCACCUAUAUACACAAAAGUCAUGGGUAGGCCAAAGAAAAAUAGAAAGAAAGAGCCAGAAGAGAAACAAGAUAAGAAUGGACUGAAGAAAAUUUCCAAACAUGGUGUUACAAUGCACUAUUCUAUAUGUGGAGCUGCUGACCAUAACAAGAAGGGACACCACAAUCACCUAAUGAAAAACCAAGACCAGUACCGGCAGAGGAGGCAGAGGAGGAAGAAGAUUAUGCUGAUCCAAGCAUCACUGCUAACAUUAUGCCACACAGAGUAAUUCCUCAAUUGGACCCAACACAAAGGCCAGAUUGUAUGGUGUACAAGAUGCAGGAAAAGGAGAAGUUCACAUACCCAACAGUUAGAGACUUUGGUCCUCUUCCAGAAUCUACCUUCAUUGCAAAUGCAAGAGACUCAAUCCCAGUAGCAAGAGUGACAACAGCAAUGGCAAGUGGCAGGGUCAGAAGAAAUGCAGAUGCAGCAGCAGAAUCUAGUGCCAGGAAAAGGCAGGCUAGAGGAGGGACUAGAGCUCCAAGAGGAGGGAGGAGUGCUGGAAGAGGAGGAGCUACAGCUCCAAUAGGAGGGAGGAGUGCUGGAAGAGGAGGAACAAAUGCUGCAAGAGGAGGGAGAAAUGUUGGAAGGGGUGAAACUCAUGCUACCACAGGAGGAACAGAUUCUGGCACUGGAGGAACAAAUGCUCCAAGAGGAGCUAGAGCUGCUGCCCCUGGCUUCUACAAUCUGUUGUUUGGAAAUGAUGGAGGGAGUGCACAUCAAGCGCCACAGUUCAUGCAAGCAGAGGAGGAAGUUCUUGUUAGCCAGAAUGCACCAAAUGUUCUCUACGAGGAUGGCUGGCCUAAUGAUCUUCAUGAUUUUCUUUCACUUUAGUUUAAGUCAUGUGUGUUUUAGUUCAUGAAUAAACUUGUCAAGCAUCUUAGUUAAGUUCAUAAAUGAACUGCUCCUUUUGUUGGGGUUCAGAGACAAAAAUUGGUUUCAAAUGAUAUUUUGGUAUGGUUCA